UGUUAAUAGUUAUCGGAGUUGUGGAUUUUCCAAAGUAUGAAUGGGUUUGAAUUGAUUACAUUUAUCAUCUAAGCAAAGUUAAAAGCAUUAUUACUAGUAAGCCUUAGCCUGUAUUCAUUCCAAUUGCUUUAAUCAUCAUGACUACAACCUUUCUUGUUUGUUUUUAUCUCGGCUGUGCUUAUACAUAGCGUACAAUCGAGUUGAUACAAUUCAUGAACUAUCAAAAAUUGGUUGCGAGAUUCAUGAACUAUUCAUUCGAGAUUUGGGUUGUGCGAUCGGCUCGACUUAAAGAAAAAGAAGUCAUGCACUUGCAAUUUUAUCUUGACAACUUAUCUUUCGGCACAAUUACUUAUAAAGCAGAAAUUAUGUAAUCAUCAUCACUUAUGAACUAACAACACUUAAAAGACCCAUACAUUUCUUACCUCCUACGUCAAUCAUCACUAUCCUCUAAAACAUUUAUAAAAACACACGCACAUAACCACUACAUCAUAUUCUCUCUACUUUCCUCUAAAUAACAAAAAAACUUCAAACAGACAUCUAAUUCUUUAAGUAUGGGUAUCAGAAUGUUCUUAUUUUGGGUCCUCACACUUGCCAUUGCUCUAAUUUCCAUUAUAAUCUCACUUCAUUCAUUUCCUUCUUCUCCUUCACAAAUCACUCCCAUAGUCACUCCUAUAGCUUCUCAAGCUACAUUUCAACUUGGUAUUCUCAAAAGGGUGUUGAAGAAAACCGGUUUCGACGAGGUUUUAUCUAUGAUCCUGUCCGCUGGACAUCACCACCAUCAUCACCCGCACCACCACCACCAUAGAAGGAAGGUCAAAUGUAACAAGACAACAUGGGAAUCUAGGAUUGUAUAUAGAUUUAGAACACUAAUAUAUCAUUUUAGAGUGUCUGAUAUAUUUACAGUUGAUUUAAGAGGUUGUGGAAAUUUUAGUAGUGUUCAAAAAGCUGUUGAUUUUGUUCCAAAUUUUAGUCCAUCUCCAACACUCAUCAUAAUCGACUCUGGUACUUACAGGGAGAAGGUGGUAGUGCAUGUUAACAAAACAAACAUAAUAUUUCAAGGACAAGGUUAUCUGAACACUGCAAUAGAAUGGAAUGACACUGCAAAUUCCACCGGAGGAACUGUUUAUAGUGCUUCAGUUGCCAUUUUUGCACCUAAUUUUACUGCUUACAAUAUUAGCUUUAAGAACACAGCUCCUGAGCCAAAUCCAGGAGAAGUGGGAGGGCAGGCAGUGGCAGUAAGAGUGGAAGGAGAUCAAGCUGCAUUUUAUGGAUGUGGAUUUUAUGGAGCUCAAGACACUCUUCUUGAUGAUCAUGGAAGGCAUUAUUUUAAACAUUGCUUUAUUCAAGGCUCUAUUGAUUUCAUUUUUGGCAAUGCUAGAUCUCUUUUUGAGGAUUGCACAAUAAAUUCCAUAGCAAAAGUUGGAAAAGGAGGAGUGAGUGGAUCAAUAACAGCUCAAGCAAGAGAAUCAGAGAGUGAAGAAACUGGAUUUUCUUUUGUGAAUUGCACCAUUAAUGGAACUGGCAAAAUAUGGCUGGGAAGAGCAUGGGGUGCUUAUGCAACUGUCAUCUUCUCCAACACAAACAUGUCCGAUCUUAUUUCUUCCGAUGGCUGGAAUGAUUGGAGAGACCCUUCUCGAGAUAGGACAGUGUUGUUUGGAGAGUAUAAUUGUUGUGGAGAUGGAGCUAACUCCACAAAUAGAGUAGCUUAUUCCAAACAAUUAACUCAAUAUGAAGCAGCUCCCUACUUGACUAUUUCUUAUAUUGAUGGAAAUCAGUGGCUUCUUCAUCAUCAAAAUUAUCUCUACACCUUUCUGCCCGACGACGACGACGAUAUCGAUGAUGGCGGCGAGCAUGGAAUUCAAGAAGUUAUACAGACUUACUAAUGUAUUAUCCUAUAAUAAUACAAUAGUUGAUUCAGAGAGAAACAUAUGUUAUUUUAGGUUUCAGAAAAUUUAAUGACGUAAAUCGAAAGGGAUAGUUGUUAAAUUUACUGUAUAAUUAUUGUAAAUUUAACUUAUUGAUGAAGGGUAUAAUGAAGACUUGCAA
This is a messenger RNA of Mercurialis annua (annual mercury), 2046 nucleotides long. RefSeq names its product probable pectinesterase 15. The coding region runs from base 552 to 1883 and encodes 443 amino acids. The record is from RefSeq and is a predicted model, not a curated record. The transcript has 5 exons. Gene Ontology annotation, molecular function: pectinesterase activity. Gene Ontology annotation, biological process: cell wall modification. NCBI's taxonomy places the organism in Eukaryota, Viridiplantae, Streptophyta, Magnoliopsida, Malpighiales, Euphorbiaceae.